CCGGCGGCGGCGGCGGCGGCGGCGGCGGCGGGCGGAGUGAGCUGCGGAGCCUGGAAUAUGGUUGGGGAAAUGGAAACGAAGGAGAAGCCGAAGCCCACCCCAGAUUACCUGAUGCAGCUGAUGAACGAUAAGAAGCUCAUGAGCAGCCUGCCCAACUUCUGCGGGAUCUUCAACCACCUCGAGCGGCUGCUGGACGAAGAAAUUAGCAGAGUACGGAAAGACAUGUACAAUGACACAUUAAAUGGCAGUACAGAGAAAAGGAGUGCAGAAUUGCCUGAUGCUGUGGGACCUAUUGUUCAGUUACAAGAGAAACUUUAUGUGCCUGUAAAAGAAUACCCAGAUUUUAAUUUUGUUGGGAGAAUCCUUGGACCUAGAGGACUUACAGCUAAGCAACUUGAAGCAGAAACAGGAUGUAAAAUAAUGGUCCGAGGCAAAGGCUCGAUGAGGGAUAAAAAGAAGGAGGAGCAAAAUAGAGGCAAACCGAAUUGGGAGCAUCUAAAUGAAGACUUACAUGUUCUAAUCACUGUGGAAGAUGCUCAGAACAGAGCAGAAAUCAAGCUGAAGAGAGCAGUUGAGGAAGUGAAGAAAUUACUGGUACCUGCAGCUGAAGGAGAAGACAGCCUGAAGAAGAUGCAGCUGAUGGAGCUUGCGAUUCUGAAUGGCACCUACAGAGAUGCCAACAUUAAAUCACCAGCCCUUGCCUUUUCUCUUGCAGCGACAGCCCAGGCUGCCCCAAGGAUCAUUACUGGGCCUGCGCCUGUUCUCCCACCAGCUGCCCUGCGUACUCCUACGCCAGCUGGCCCUACCAUAAUGCCUUUGAUCAGACAAAUACAGACCGCUGUCAUGCCAAACGGAACUCCUCACCCAACUGCUGCAAUAGUUCCUCCAGGGCCCGAAGCUGGUUUAAUCUACACACCCUAUGAAUACCCCUACACGUUGGCACCAGCUACAUCAAUCCUUGAGUAUCCUAUUGAACCUAGUGGUGUAUUAGGUGCGGUGGCUACUAAAGUUCGAAGGCACGAUAUGCGUGUCCAUCCUUACCAAAGGAUUGUGACCGCAGACCGAGCCGCCACCGGCAACUAACCUAUGACCUUCUGACCUCUGAACUCUUCACCCAAUGAUGACCUGACCAUGCCUGCCUGCUGAUCAGUUAACUGGUAAUCGCCUUUGCUUGCCUGUCGUCAGUGCAGCGAGCUGAGGCACUUGUCCGUUCGUCUUACCAUCUAACCAAACAAAAGACAAAGAAAUUGUUGUCCUCCAACUCAGCUUUUUUUCCUCCCCCCCCCCCCCCCCCCAAUUUGGGUGAACGUGGUUCUAGAACCUGCACUGAAUAGUAGUAAAGCAAUAAGGCCCAAUUCAUCCCACAGCACUGACCGUCUUUUAAUGUCCCCCUCUGAGCGAACGGUAAGGGGAGACAGAUGGCCCUUAACUACUCAUUGACAGAGGCAGUUACUGUGAGAGACUUCUAGGAACCUUUUUCUUCUCAUAGCGAAGUCAAAGCUCUCUCUGAAUGUACUGUGUGAUGAUGCAUCAUGCAUGAACCUUUGGUCAGGGAUGUCAUUGGUGAAGUGAUUUCAAAAAGUAUUCAGAAUUCGACAUGCUGUUCCGUCACUACUGUGCCCUCAGAGGGCAGAGGGGCAGCCUUCUCACAUUGCCUGCCAGAAUCUGAAGUGUGAGAAGAAAGUGUGCCAUGAGAGGAAACGUGACAAGGAGUUUGGGAAAUUAGUGCAAAGUAAAAUACUGCAACACUAUUUUUAAAAAGAUAAAUAUCUGAGUUAAAAUUACUGAACCUUUAUUUUACACCUCCGUUAAAAAUAUACGAGAACAAGGUACAUGCAUUAUGUGUCACAUUACUGGGCAAACUGUUCAAGUAUUUUUUUUAAACCUCCCUGUAUAGAAAAAAUCAUUAAGGAUGUAAAAGCCAUGCUUGCCUAUUUGCUGUAUACAUGUAAUGAAAUUGUAGAUAAAGUGUAGUGCAUUGAAACAAAUGAACAAAAAGUAGAUUCUUUUACUAUACAAGGGUGCUGGUGCAGAAAAAAAUAUAUAUAUUUUUGGAAAUGUAGCAUUUUAUACUUUCAAGUGUUAUAAAAAAAAGAAAAAGAACAAAGAAACCCUUUAUUUCAUUAAAUGAUUUUUUCUGGUGGUUGUCAAGAAACAAAAGACCAAAAGAGCCUUUUUGUCUUUAUUUUUUAUUUUUUAAGUAUUGGAAUAAGUCUAAAGAAAAGAAAGUGCCUUAUUUUCCUUCAUGGUCAUUUAGUCAAGUGUCUCGUAAGAUCAGCUCCUCCCUCACAAUAAAAGUUAAUGCAUGUUCCUCCGUCGCCCAGUAUGUGAAAGAAGAUAAGAGGGGAGACAAGUGAGUUGAUGGUUUGAUUCAUAUGAUUUUUGCCACAUUACCUUGAUGCAAAUUUGCCAAAUCUGAUACUGUGAAAAAAAUUGAUAACUUUUCUAAUGUCUGACUUGUUAAGUUUUAAAACAUGAUUCUUUUAAAAAUCAUAAUUGAAUACUUUUGGUUAUUAGAAUCUCCAAUGUUCACCCAAAAGAUUCUGAGAUAAAAAUUAUGUGAGAUCAUCUGAACAUCAGUUUACAGACAGAAUUACAGCUUAUUUUAUUUGGAGAAGGGGUAGACCUUGGAUUUUUUUUUUCUUAUUAAUUGGAGCAUAGUAGUAAGCCUAGCAAACCUUUUCACAAAAAUGAAUCUUAGUGAUUUUCAUUCUGAAAAACUGUUUUUAAAUGACCCCAGUUUAAUCAUCCUACUUUAUACCAUUAGCAGAGGACUUGUAAUGUCCAUCUCUUUGCUGGUUUUAGUAACCUCCCCUCCUGUUCCCACACAUGUUUUUGACUCCCUUUUUUUUUUUAAAUUUUAAAAGAAUGAGAAAAACCAUCAUUGUGGGUGUAAAUACUCAAGUACACUUCAGUUGCUCAUGAAUUCAAACAGUUUUGUAGUUGAAGCAUUUUGUAUGCAAAGCUACAUCUGAACACUGAGUGAAUAAUUGUUAGCUGCUCAGUACCAGACAUGGCAAAUCUCAAGUGGCAGUGGACUUCCAGCUCGUCAACUCUUCCCCUCUCCCGUACUUCACAGGCAAGGUCAGCAGGACGCUCAGUCAGCACCUUCAUGGUGACCUCUCCAUCAUCCUGUCUCUCUUGGAAACCGUUUUCAGUUUAUUUACUAUGCAAUAGACAUUCAUUGUUUUGUAUUCUGCUAGCUUUGGUUUAAUGUGCCACUGCUUUGUCUUUCUGUUACACAUACCAUUGUUUUGAUUUAUUUACAAUAUAUGCUGUGCCAUUUUGAUUUUUAUUUUGUUUGGUUGGUUGAAUAAAUUUGCGACACUCAAACACUUGAGGUGAUAGUUGUUAAAAACGAUACCAGUAUUUGAUCCAGUUUCAUCUCAACUGCGUUAUACCUGGACAUUUUAGAUGUUUAUCAAAGGUCUUUUCUGGGGAAGGAAGUAAAUGUAUGAGAUAAUAAAUGUGUGACAUUUAUGAGUAA
Molecule: messenger RNA, 3487 nt
Organism: Lepus europaeus (European hare)
Lineage: Eukaryota; Metazoa; Chordata; Mammalia; Lagomorpha; Leporidae
Gene: QKI
Product: QKI, KH domain containing RNA binding
Exons: 8
Coding region: 58-1083 (341 amino acids)
Biological process (GO): regulation of mRNA splicing, via spliceosome
Cellular component (GO): nucleus
Molecular function (GO): mRNA binding
Source: RefSeq, a predicted model, not a curated record